Miscanthus lutarioriparius is the source of this 957-nucleotide messenger RNA. NCBI's taxonomy places the organism in Eukaryota, Viridiplantae, Streptophyta, Magnoliopsida, Poales, Poaceae. The record is from the annotation of a GenBank genome assembly.
AUGCCCUUCGCCCCUGACGUCGUCUCCUACAACACGCUGAUGCACGCGUACGUAAACGCCCGGAGGGUAGGCGUUGCUCGGGAGGUGUUCGAGGAGAUGCCCGUUCGGGACGCCACGUCCUGGGGCACAGUGAUCGCCGGCUGUGGCAAGGCGGGGUGGCUCGAGGAGGCGGUGGGACUAUUUGACCGGAUGAGGGAGGAGGGUUUCAGGCCUGACAGUGUCGCCCUGGUGGCGGUGCUUUCAUGCUGUGCGCAGCUAGGGGUGCUGGAAAAGGGCGAGGAGGUGCAUGAGUACAUCAAGCUGAGCAGGACCCAUCCCAACGUGUUCUUGUGCACAGGGCUUGUUGAUCUCUAUGCCAAGUGUGGGUGCAUCGAGGAGGCUAGGGAGGUGUUCGAGGCCUGCCAGGACAGGAACGUAUUCACGUGGAAUGCUCUCAUUGUUGGGCUGGCGAUGCAUGGCCAUGGAACAGUGGCGCUUGAGUUCUUCCACCAGAUGGUGGCUGAUGGAAUCCAGCCAGACGGGGUCACUCUCUUGGGGGUGCUGAUUGCUUGUAGCCACACUGGCCUUGUGGACAUGGCAAGGCGCAUCUUUUGUGACAUGGAGGGCAAGCACAAUGUGCACCGGGAACUGAAACACUAUGGGUGUAUGGCCGACUUGCUUGGUCGUGCUGGACUGAUCGAAGAAGCAAUGGAAAUGGUCAGGAAGAUGCCCAUGGAAGGGGACAGUUAUGUGUGGGGAGGCAUACUUGCUGGAUGUAGGAUGCAUCGGAAUGUGGAGGCCGCUGAGGUUGCAACUUGGCAUUUGUUGCAACUGAAUCCAGAUGACAGUGGGGUGUACUCUGCAAUGGCUGGGAUCUAUGCAGAUGCUGGCAGGUGGGAGGAUGUCGCAAGGAUUAGAAUGUUAAUGGAUGAAAGGAUUGGCAGGAGGAAUACUGGCUGCAGUUCAGUUACAACAUAG